Molecule: messenger RNA, 2339 nt
Organism: Topomyia yanbarensis
Lineage: Eukaryota; Metazoa; Arthropoda; Insecta; Diptera; Culicidae
Product: coiled-coil domain-containing protein 174
Exons: 5
Coding region: 304-2208 (634 amino acids)
Cellular component (GO): nucleus
Source: RefSeq, a predicted model, not a curated record
GGUUUGUUCCAGUACCAGGAGAAACUGGAAGUACUCGGGAGCAAACAGGGAGAAAAUCGUUCCCGUACUAUCUUCUUCUCUUUUUUCUUCUUCUGGUGGCAAAGCGGAGUGAAAAGAAGCAAGAUUUUUUUGCUCCGGAGCAACAGGGAGUAACUUCCAUGUACUGGAACAAAGCUAUUGUUUUGUUUCGGCAUCCUGCUACAAUUUUGAGAUCUGUUCUCCUUGAUUUGUAAUUUAUUUAGCAUACCUAUACAAAACGCUGGUGCUUUGUAAAUUCUUACGGUGAAUCGGUUUAUUAACGCCAUGAAUGAUCCUAACAGAAAGAUCGUAAUAGACAAAUCGUCGCUUCUCAGUUUAAAGGCGGAACUGUUACGAAAACAGGAAGAGGUGAGUCGCGCAAAAGCUCUAAAUUCUAUCGAUGACUUUGUCCCAAAAAGAGUUCCCAAAUCGGAACAUCCCACCAGUGGUAGUUUAAAGGAUAAAAACAAAAAUUCUGCAUCCGCCGAAAGUGGGAAAGCUGUGGAGCUAGAAGAUUCAGCCGCACUAGAACGCUCGAAGAGAGUCCUCAAGGCAAAGGCUCGUUAUUAUGAUCGUAUGGUGGCUUCCGGUGGAUCGCUGAAUAGUGAUGAAAAUUGUCUGGUAAUGUUCAACCACAAGAAGCAAUCAGGUAAACCGUCCCCUAUCAAUGACUACGGUGGAAGUUCCGAUGAAUCGAAUCUGUCAUCGGAUGACGAGGGCCGUAAGAAGGCAGGAGACGGGGAUUGGGUUGAAUUUACUGAUUUCUUGGGACGAAGCCGCAAAUGCCGCCGAGAAGAGUUGGAUGAAUGUAUCCGGAAAGAUAAAGAGCAGGCACAGGCAACAGGCCCUCGCGAGGGUCAACAAGAACAUCCAGGCGAUGAUACAGAUGAAGAGGGUGAGAUCAUCGGACCGGUGCCUUCGAUGGCUAUUACGGAGGACACUAUUGGUGAUCGGUUUCGGGAGAUGCGGGAACAGUGGGCUAAACAAGAUGCUGAAAACCUGGAGAAAGAUUCUGUAACUUAUCAGGAUGUGCUCUUCGAUGAGGCCCGCCAGCAUGGUGUUGGGUACUAUGCUUUCUCAACGGACCGAGAGGAGCGAACCCACCAACAGCAUGAGCUAGAUGCUCUCCGGGAGGCCACCAUAGACGCGCAAAAGGAGAAGGACGAUUUGCGCAAAGCACGCGACAAGAUAAUUGCCGACCGGGUGAAAGCGGCCAAGGCAAGGCAACGUGCGCGGCUUGGAUUACCACCGGAGGAGGAAGAGCCGCAAACGGAAGCUAAGGACGAGGAGCUGUACGAUACGACGGCGGAGAAGAAACGGCUAAAGGCGGAAGCCAAAGAAAAGAAAAAUAAGGAAAAGGAAGAAAAAAAGCGGAACCGUGAACGGCUGAAGCACGUUCGCCCCUGGGAUGAAGGUAAAGAGUUGGAUGAACAGUCUGAAUGGAAGCCCGCACGAGAAUGGCACGUCAUGUCCCAGGAGGAGUGGAACGAGAUGAAACGAAAGGAAAGAAUAAGCGAGUUUGCUCCACCUGUGGAAAAACCUACAGGUUGGGUGGAAUUGGUAAAGAAAAAUCCCCUGCUGCAAGCUUCGCAAAACGACGCAAAUGAUUCUGGGCCAAACGAUGAGGAAGAGGAUGAAGAUGACGAGGAACAGAUUGGUCCGCUUCCUCUGCAACGAUUCGAUAGCGCCGAAGAGAGAAUUGCUAAUAAUCCACUUUUGACAUCCGCCCAUGACGAAGCCGAAGAGAUCUACAUGCCGACAGUGCCAGGAAUGGAAAACCUCAUUCUACCGGAGGAAACUAACAGAACACUGUUUUUCACCACCAAGAAGAAAGAGUUUAAAAGAAGAAAUUAUGAUGCUUUUCUAGAGCCUGCUGGGACGGAGAAGCAGCAAAAGCUGCAGCAAAAUUCAAUACCGAUACGGAAUGAACUGAGCGAUAGUUCGGAGGAUGAGUGUGAACAUAAACAAUCUGCCGGCAUGGGAGUGCAAAUUCCGCCACCACCCACCUUCGACUACUACGGACCAACAUCAUCAUUACGAGCGAAGCCGAAUCCACGCCAACCACCGGUCACGAAAACUGCUCUGGAGGCAUCGAUUGAAGCCGGACUGAAGUUUUUGCGGAACCAGUCGGACAAGGGGGGCCCCAGCAUAGCAACUAAGAAUAAGUGGACGACCAAUGCGGACUAUUGAGUUGGACGGAUUCUGGAUCUUGGGUCGCCACUCUUCAGUCUGCACAUCUGCUGCAUACAAAUUUUUCCCGAUAAGCUUGUACAGAACUUGACUCAAAGUGCGAUGGAAUUUCCGUUCAGUUUCACGGGAUU